GGAAAAAGGAAGUCAUGCUUACUUCACUCCUGGUCUUGAGAGAGGUGGCAUCUCACCAGUGGAGAGCAAGAAAGUGGCAAAUAAUAUGGAAAGAUGGGUCCAGCUGUGCAUUCUGAGCUUGGUGGCUGUUGUCCCUGGAAGAGCUGCCCUGGAUUUGACCGGCAACAACCUGGUUGACGGGAUCUGGAAAGCUCCUGCCACUUUGCCCUGCCUGUAUGAACCCUCCUCUGACUUCAAGCAGCUCAAGGUGACCUGGAAAUUCUCCCAGUCAAGCGAAGCUCCUCGCACCAUCUUGCACCACGAUGCCUCCGAGGACCACAUCUUCUUGACUGCUUUCAGAGACCGAGUCAAUGUUGCCAAGAACCCCCCUGGAGAUGUGUCUCUCCACAUCAAGAAACUUGAAAUGACUGAUAUUGGUUCAUUUGUUUGUUUGGUUGAGUUGGAAGCCCAAAACAUGAGCAUAAUCAGCAGAGAAAAGACCGUGCAGCUCAAGGUGGUAAAAGUUCCAGUCUCCAAGCCAGUCGUUGAAGCCAGCAGCCAGGAUUCUGUCCUGCCCAGAGGGACCCGGAUGAGUCUGACCUGCUCAGCCAGCGGAUCUCCGCCCAUCACCUAUCGAUGGUACAAGGAGGGGCCUGAGGGGGAAGCCGAGGAACUGCGGAGGGGCCCACUCCUUGCCUUUGAGAGCCUGCAGUUGUCGGAUUCCGCCAGAUAUUUCUGCACAGCAGAAAACAGGCUUAAUGUACAAAAGGAGCAGAGCGACUCCUUUCAGCUGACAGUGAAAGAUGCUUCUGAAGUCUCCACUGCAGGACCAGCUGCUGACUCAGGGGGACACACAACAGCAGAAACAGGGACGCCAGUCUGGAACUUUGUAGCAGGAACUUCCAGGAGGCCUGAAAUGACCCAUACCAGGACAGGCGGAAUGGUGACUUCAGCCACAACUUUUGGGAACUUUUCAGGACAGCAGAAGAAAACUCCAGGUGCUCAGAAGAAGGCUCUGCCCCUGUAUGUCAUCAUCCUGAUCGCUGUGCUCUCUGCAGCUUUUAUCCUUAUGGUCAUCUCUGUGGUACUUUGCAGAAGGAGAACUAAGAGUGAUAAUAUUUAUGAAGUAACAUACAACAACAAUGCCCUCACCCUGGAGGGCAACGAAGACAUCCCAGCCAGUCCAGGAGUCAACGGUACCUGCCUGUAUGAGGAACCGAAUUCAAGUUUCGGUAACAACUACACUAUGGAGCCAACCAAAGCUGUCGAGUACGUGACAAUGGGUGAAAAGAUGGACAAUGAAUAUGAAAUCCUGGUAACUGAGAAGCGGUUGGGGAACUGAUGGGCAGCCUGUAACAGGAAAGAGUAGAUCUUGCUACAUCUCCAAGAGCUGAGUGUUGAAGGACAUUCAUCUUGGCCCCUCCACAUGAACACACGUCAACUUGCCUCCUCUGAGCAGGUCCUCCUCCUCUUUCUCCUCCUCCCAACCGGUGGGUCUCCUGUCUGGCCUCCCAAAUGGGCUUCUUUCAGCCCGGCAACUCCACCCACUCAGUAGUGGCCACUUAGACCUUUCUCCCUGCCAAGAGCAGCUGAAGCUGUGGCAGGCAGAGCUGGGCAAACGUUCAGUUCGCCCUUCUCUCAUUUGGUGACUCUGCUUUCUCCGUUUCUCCUUCUCGUGAAUUUGGCAGGUUUGGUUUUUUGAACAGGAGUUCUUUGAACUAAAAAAUGUUGACACUAAAAUAUGCAUGUAUUUGAUUUUUUUGUUUGCAGUUUGUCUGGAAUACACUUUCUGUACUCUUCCAUCUGAUCAAAAGCACAUUUGUCCUAAUAAAAAACACUUUUCUGUUAUAAACAUUUUGAACUGAUGAAUCACACUGCAAAAGGUCGGGAAAUGGUAACUUUGGGAUUAUUGCUUAAAUUAGGAAACUAAUGUUUCAAAAAGGGAGAAUAAAUGAAGUUUAUUUUAAACAA
This is a messenger RNA of Pantherophis guttatus, 1950 nucleotides long. RefSeq names its product V-set and immunoglobulin domain containing 4 (gene VSIG4). Gene Ontology annotation, molecular function: complement component C3b binding. Gene Ontology annotation, biological process: negative regulation of complement activation, alternative pathway; negative regulation of T cell proliferation; negative regulation of macrophage activation. The record is from RefSeq and is a predicted model, not a curated record. Lineage: Eukaryota; Metazoa; Chordata; Lepidosauria; Squamata; Colubridae.